Molecule: messenger RNA, 2969 nt
Organism: Cavia porcellus (domestic guinea pig)
Lineage: Eukaryota; Metazoa; Chordata; Mammalia; Rodentia; Caviidae
Product: igE-binding protein-like
Exons: 2
Coding region: 759-1994 (411 amino acids)
Biological process (GO): viral process
Molecular function (GO): nucleic acid binding
Source: RefSeq, a predicted model, not a curated record
AAGCCGCCUAUGAUGGCGCCCAUUUCCUGCUUCCGGGUUCUUCCCGGCCUGAACAAGCCCGCCAAAUUGUCAGGUCUGCCCAGUUACCCGUGACGCUAGCCUAUCAGCUUGUUAGGCGCGCUUCUCUGUGAUUGGAUACUGCUUCCCCUUAUAAGAGGUUGUUCCUGCCCCCAACGGGCGGAAGAGGAACCAACUGAGGGUGGCGGACCUUGUCAGGUCCGGUUCGCUGUACGUAAUAAAGUUUGAGAGCUGAUCCUGCUCGAGUUUGGUCUCCUGUCUUCCGCGGCUCCGGUCAUCUGGUGGCCGCCUGUACGGGGGAAAAAGGUAAAAGACUCAGCGACGUGCCUCUUCAGCCAGGAGGUGCGAUUGCUGUCGCCUGCGGUACGAUGGAGGACCUGGCCCAAUAACAACAGAAGGCCGCGAGCGCCUCUUCUCUUCACCCUGAUCAGCUACGUGAGAUACAGCGGUUCCCGGGACAGCCCGACAGGCUUUUGAUAGAGCUCGAUCGGAAUGCUCAGAGGAGCCUGGAGCCACUGCCGAUUGUGGGUCUCCGGAGGACCCUCAGGGCUCUAAUUCUGAUUCGGAUUCGGAAGGCUCAGAAGAGGAGGUCGUCUUUGCUAAGCAUGACCCUCCUACACCGUUAAAAGGAACUUAGGGCUCGGGAAGAUAAAAAGGGGAACCAAACACCACCCUGCCCGAGCUACUCCGCCUUACGGGAGGAGCUUAAGCCCUUCCGCCCUUUGGCAAGUUCGCGACCCAUGAUCGCCCCUUUCAGGGCGCCAGGCCCCACUGCACCGCCGUGGCCGGAAGAGGAGUUGCUCCCUGGGCUGCCACCACAACCUAUGGCACCGCCCUGGUUAGAGGGAGAGCUACUUCCUGGGUUGCCUUCUGCGCCCCCAUCUGGGGAGGGAGGAGGACGUUCCUUCCACCAGAGGGUAUGGUCGCAGCUUCCCUUUGAGUGUUCCGGUCUCCAUGCAUUCCAGGUACAAGUAGGAGGCAGGGGAGGAGGAGGAUAUUAUGAGCCCUUAGAAAUUAAACAACUUAAAACUAUCAAGGACGCAGUUUCAGCUUAUGGGCCCAAUGCGCCAUUUACCAUGGCGCUUUUAGAGGCAUUGGCAGGUCUGCUUUUAACUCCUGGAGAUUGGACCCAGCUGGCACGCGCCUGCCUCUCCCCCGGACAAUAUUUAGAUUGGAAGUCCUGGAAUGAGGAAUUCUGUGUAGAGCAGGCGGCAGCCAACAGGGAAAAUAACCAGAGAGAGUGGAACAGGGAUAUGCUAUUAGGGCGAGGAGCCUUUGAGGAAGAUCAAACUCAAUACCCUCGCCAGGUUUAUGAACAAAUUAGCCGCUGUGGCCUCCAGGCCUGGAGACAGCUGGCUGGAAAGGGAGAACAUACGGGUCACCUUACAAAAAUUAUACAAGGGCAGGGAGAGCCAUUUUCAGACUUUGUGGCCCGCAUGCUUGAGGCCGCUAACAGGAUUUUUCCAGAUGCUGAGGCGGCUCACCCUCUCAUAAAACAAUUGAUUUUUGAACAGUGCACUAAGGAGUGCCGUGAUGUCCUAAGAACUAACAAAAAUAGGUCCUUAGAAGAGUGGACACGCCUGUGCCGUGAAUUGGGUGGCCACGGCCUAAUGCCCAAAGGAAGAAUAUCAUUGGCACUCUUUACCAUAAAUUUUUUAAACCUUAAUCAUAAUAAUCAUUCCCCUGCCAUGGAGCACAAUAACCCGUCCCCGGCCGACAAAGGGCUGGUGAGAUGGAAAGAUGUCCUUACAGGACAAUGGAUGGGCCCGGAUCCAGUGAUUAGCUGGACCCGAGGUGCGGUUUGUGUUUUCCCACAGGAACCAGGCUGCGAACCGCUGUGGGUCCCGGAAAGAUUGACGCGAGCAGUAAACUCCCCACCAGUUCCUGAUAAAGCACAGGAGGAUAAGCCCGCAGACACAAGUCAACUCGACCCUUCUGGGACCGACGCUCAGCGCCCGAGACCAUCUACAAACUAAAAUGUCUGGUUUGGAGUUUUUUCUAUUCUGUGGGUUCCUAUUAAUCACCCCUGUGAUAUGCUCAGAUUCCACAGAACCACCACAAUAUCUUUGGGGUCCUUGGCACCACCCGCCCACAUUGGCACCUUUCAAAUGCUUGUUAGACCGCCUUAUGCAAACCCAGCAACAGGUCAAGGUCACGGCUAUGACAGCCAUGCAAAUGGCAGCAGGUGGCCCAUCAGGCCAGCAGGCCGCCGCAUAUCUCCUUCACAUUGCGGAACAUCAGCUAUAAGAGCUGAGUGGGCAAGCCAAUGACGGGUAAGACGGGAAAAGCCCUCCCGGUCAACCUAAGACAGGCUCCACUCAGAUAUACAUGGCCUAUAAGGCCAGGGGUCCCUCCCGGAGUCAAAUUAUUGGCAUUGAGAUGCGAGACCAAGGGUACUGCAGUGCCAUCCGCCCCAAAGGUUGGGGGGAAGGCAGGAAUGAAUGUCUAUAUGCAUCCAGGUUCGGUUCACAAAAGCCUGGCCCUGCGAAAAAAUGAACCACUCACCUUGAGCAUGGUCCUGGCACAAGGAUAUGCACAAAACAGGGUGAUGCACAGCAGGGUAUAGACCUCUACAUUCUCUCAUGCCUCGGCCUACAAGGUAGGCCCACUCCUAGGUGUCUAACAGCAACAAGGUCAUAGACACCUUGGAGGGACCCACAGACCAUCCUAUUUUAAUAAAUAAAAAAGGGGGAGAUGUGGGAAGCCGCCUAUGAUGGCGCCCAUUUCCUGCUUCCGGGUUCUUCCUGGCCUGAACAAGCCCGCCAAAUUGUCAGGUCUGCCCAGUUACCCGUGACGCUAGCCUAUCAGCUUGUUAGGCGCGCUUCUCUGUGAUUGGAUACUGCUUCCCCUUAUAAGAGGUUGUUCCUGCCCCCAACGGGCGGAAGAGGAACCAACUGAGGGUGGCGGACCUUGUCAGGUCCGGUUCGCUGUACGUAAUAAAGUUUGAGAGC